AUGUGCCCGCCUCUUCGUCCUAACCCUUACAUUUUUCCCGCCACACCAACGACCAAACCAUACACGAACGCCAUUACUGAAAAUGUCAACGUACCCAUAAAUCAGAGUUAUUCUUUAUCGCCGGCGGGAACCACUUGUGGACGGAUAAAAUUUACUGUUUGUAAGUACCAAGACGUAUCUUUCUUCCUGCCCCCUACUUCUCUAUCACUCUCUGUUCCUCUUUCUCGCUCUUUCUCUCUAUAUACGAGUUUCUCCCUCCCCCUUCUCUAUCACUCUCUGUUCCUCUUUCUCGCUCUUUCUCUCUAUAUACAGAGUUUCUCUCCUCCCCUUCUCUAUCACUCUCUGUUUCUCUUUCUCGCUCUUUCUCUCUAUAUACGAGUUUCUCUCCCUCCCCCCUUCUCUAUCACUCUCUGUUCCUCUUUCUCGCUCUUUCUCUCUAUAUACGAGUUUCUCUCCUCCCCCUUCUCUAUCACUCUCUUUCCUCUUUCUCGCUCUUUCUCUCUAUAUACGAGUUUCUCUCCCUCCCCCUUCUCUAUCACUCUCUGUUCCUCUUUCUCGCUCUUUCUCUCUCUAUAUACGAGUUUCUCUCCCUCCCCCUUCUCUAUCACUCUCUGUUCCUCUUUCUCGCUCUUUCUCUCUAUACACGAGUUUCUCUCCUCCCCUUCUCUAUCACUCUCUGUUCCUAUUUCUCGCUCUUUCUCUCUAUACACGAGUUUCUCUCCCUCCCCCCUUCUCUAUCACUCUCUGUUCCUCUUUCUCGCUCUUUCUCUCUAUAUACGAGUUUCUCUCCCUCCCCCCUUCUCUAUCACUCUCUGUUCCUCUUUCUCGCUCUUUCUCUCUAUAUACGAGUUUCUCUCCCCGCCCCCUUCUCUCUCUCUCUUUAUCAGUCUAUCCAUGUCUUUUUCUUUACUCUCUCUCUCUCUAAAACCGUAA
Acanthosepion pharaonis is the source of this 933-nucleotide messenger RNA. The record is from the annotation of a GenBank genome assembly. Lineage: Eukaryota; Metazoa; Mollusca; Cephalopoda; Sepiida; Sepiidae.